AGUGUGUCAUCUCUCUUAAUUUAAUCCUGAAACUCUCUCUCUCUUAGGUCACACAUUAUAAAUAAAAAAAGACUAUUACAAAUUCUCUGAUUUUCCAUAAACUGAUAUUCAGAAGCACUGGCAUUAUAUAUAAAUGCAGCACAGACCCUCUUAUGUGCUAUCUAGGCUGUAGCUUGAGAGAGCCAAAAGACAAAGCAUUCUUGACAGAGCAUUCUUAUUCUUUUGUGCAGAAGAAGUGAGAAAACCCAAAAAGAAAAUCCCCAAAAAAAAAAAAAACAUAUCUUCUUGGGGUUUGCAGAACAACCCUCUGUGCCAGAAUUAGAAGGUGGGGUUUGAGUUGGAUAUUGGGUCCCUUGAUUCCAAUGUCCCUCUUUUGUUCCUUUUGGUUUUGCAGCAAGAUUUUGUCUGCCUUGUUCUGUGAAACCCAAAAAGAAUUUGUUUUUAUUUCUCAUAGGUAGGAUAGAGCAAGCUAGCUACACAUUCUGGGUUUGGUUUGUUUUCUCAUAUUUCUUCCUUUCUCUCCUCUUUUGUUUUCAUUUUCAGAAACUCCCAAGACAAAAAGAAGCAAUCUUGUAUUACAGUAUUCCUCAAGAUUCUGGAAAAAGAUAUCUGUUUUUCAAUUUUCUGGCUGGAAGGUCAUACAUAGAAGCAUUAAUGCAUGGCUCUUUAUGACUUUAUGUAACUAGCUGCAAAAAUAGUGUCCUGAUGACUUGAGCAAAAGCUGAAAGCUUGAACCCAGCUGUAACUUGUAAAGCAGAAGAGAACAGUGGAGGUGAAGAUGUCUGCAAAGGUGUUUCAUUCAUUCAGAGAUGAGAAUCGUGAUCUCCAAAAGCAACUUGGGUGCAUGAGCGGGAUUUUUCAGCUGUUUGAUCGCCGGCAUUUCCUCUCCGGCCGGAGCAUCAAUGGCCACAGUCACAAGAGACUUCCUCCAGGUGAGAAUGGCAAACAAGAAAUAGAUCCCAAAAGCAGAGCACUGCCCAAAGCUACAGAUAAAAAUCGAAAAAAGGCUGUCAAAGAGAGACGAAACUCCACAGAAUCAUCCACAACCACUGUUUCGUCAUCUUCUUGUUCAUCUAGCUUCUCAUCAUCUCUUGAAUACAACAAAGCAGCUCAGCAAGAACAAUCCUUGUCUGGCCAAACAAUUUACAAUGACAGACACACUCGGGACCUGUCCAUGAACAAACCGAAUAUUUCAAAGCCCUUAAGCCAGCAAUCAUUUGACUCAACCUACAGAGAAGCCCGUGGUAUUUCAGUCAGACCUGGAGGAAAAGAUGGAGUAGGUCAUAGAUUGAAAUACAUAGACUCCCCUAGGCCUUCACAACCACUAAAACCCAUCAAGCCAAGGGUUUCUGGUGGCGAGUCAUUUCAAGUUCAUGCCAAGCUUCGGGAAGCACAUCGAAAUUCCAACGAGGAGAAGGAUGGUUGCAUGCGAUUUGCGCCAAAAGAAGCAAGGAGGCUGUCUUAUGAUGAAAGGGCAUCACGAGAUACAGUGAAAUCCACAACAAAACUCAAAGAACUCCCAAGGCUUUCUUUGGACAGCAAAGAACGUUCCAUUAGGAGGGCUUGUAGCCCUGAAACAAGAUCAAGCCAUUUCUUCAAGGAUCUGCAGAGGGAGAAUGGGAACUGUGACAAAAUGCUUGACCUGCAGCCAGAACCCGGAAGUUCUAAAAGACCGAAUGUUGUUGCAAAGUUGAUGGGCUUGGAUCUCUCAGAUUCAGUGUCAACCAGUGUUACUCCAUUGAGGCUGAUUAGUACCUGUCCAUCUGAUAGAUUUGAUCCCUUGUCCAAAUCAUUGAGAAAAACAGAUGAAUCCAAGCAAGAUGUUUUGUCUGGGUUCCCAAGAAAUACGCAGAAGAGCUUCAGCUCACCCCAGAGGAGAAGUGCCAAUUCAGUCAUGCAGCCCACCGCAAAUUCCAAGUUUCCAAUAGAAACAGCUCCUUGGAGGCAGCCACAUGGAAGCAAAGGUCUUCCUCAAUCAACUUUCAACUGUCAAGAAGAACCUACAAAAGCACCAAAGUCAUCACCUUCAGUAUAUGGUGAAAUGGAGAAAAGACUAGCAGAACUAGAGUUCAAGAAAUCAGGAAAGGACCUCCGAGCUCUUAAACAGAUACUUGAAGCAAUGCAGAAGAGCAAGCAAAACUCAGAGGACAAAAAAGAAGCCUCAAAUUUUGCCUCUCAAGUAAGCAACAAAAGUGGUUUGUGUGAGAGCACAAUAUCAGCAAGCAAGAGAAAUACAAAACGUAGCCCAUCACUUCCAGCCACAGCCAUGGGUUCCAAAUCCCCAAAGAGUUGCAAAUCACCAAUCAUCAUCAUGAAACCCGGUAAACUCAUGGAGAAAACACACAACUCUGCUUCCACGGUGAUCUCCAUGGACAACAGAUCAUGUCCGCGGAGGCUUCAGACUAGCAACCCUGGUGACAACAGAAAGGAAUUGCUUGACAGGAAAGCCAAAGAUUUGACUCCAAGAAACAUUCAUACUAGUGAUUCUUUCAAUGGACGUCUUCGCUCCACUGAUAAGAAUUCUAAUGUGAGAACUUCUAAAGCUGCACAAAAACCAAAGAUGCCCCACAGUGAAGAAAAUUCCCCGGGCCCAAGUAGGAGCAUCACGAGCCCAAGACUGCAAAACAGAAGAUUUGGAUUGGAGAAGCAAUCUGCUCCAACCACUCUAUCAUCAGAUUCAAGCAUGACCAGAAGGCAACACAGUAGGCAAUCAUUAGAAGCAAGCACCCCGGGUAGAAAACUCGGGCCAAAAUCUCCCAGAUUUCAUCAAAGCAAUUGCCAACUGAGCGAGACUAGCACCAGUACAAGAGCUAUGAGUCACCAAGAUGAUACCACUUCUCAGCAAUCUGAAAGCAACACCAGCUUGGCCUCACAUGCAGACACAGAAGCCACAAGCAUUCAUCAGUCAGAUGAGAUUAGAGAUACUUACAUGAAGCAGCACAGCCAAAAGCAAAACAGGCCAGCAGUAGGGUUGAGUGAUGAUAGGUUAACAGCAGAAACUGGGAAAGCUUCCUUAGAACAACCAAGUCCUAUCUCCGUUCUUGAUUCUACAUUCUAUAGGGACGACUCGCCUUCUCCUGUGAAGAAGAUAUCAAAUGCCUUUAAAGAUGAUGGUGGGCAAAAUCUGGAUGAAGCAGAGUAUGGACCAAUGGACCUAGGUCUGAUAUCCAAUAGUACAACGCCCAGUCUUGGUGCAGAGAUUGACCAUAAAAGGUUAGAGAACCUGAAGCACCUGAUUCAUAAUCAUCGACAUAUGAGCAGCACACAUGAAGAACCCAUCUUCGGGCACAUUACUUUCCUCUGUGACCGCUCAAAUCCAGAUCACAUGUACAUUUCAGAUAUAUUGCUAGCAUCAGGAAUUCUUAGGUAUCUCGAAUCUGCGUGGACAACCAUUGAGCUCCAGACAUUAGAACACCUGAUCAACCCUAAUUUGUUCCUUGCACUGGAAGAAAUUAGGGCAGAUAUAGAACCUUGGGAUGAUGGAAAGAGAUGUGAAAAGAUUCUCCAGUCCCAAUCAGAUGAAAAAAUUCAAAGAAAGCUAGUGUUCGAUGUCGUUAAAGAAUUCCUAGUUCAAAAAUUAGUUGUGGAGAACUCUUUCAAGCAGUGGUUCUCACCAAACAAUCUGGCAGAAGGGAAACCAAGAGGGCAGCAGCUUUUGACAGAAUUGUGCUCCCAGGUUGAUCAGCUACAAAGACGCAACUUGAAUGGCAACCUAGAUGAUGAAGAUGAAAGUUUGACAAGCAUCUUGUUGGAAAAUUUCAUGGAUCAAUCACAGAAUUGGACAGUGUGUGAUGGUGAAAUUCCGAGUGUAGUGUUGGAUGUUGAGCGAUUGAUCUUUAAAGACUUGAUAACUGAAAUUGUGAGCAGUGAUGCAGUUGACCAUGUGGGUUGGUCUGGUGGGCAUUGUAGGCAACUGUUUUCCAAGAAGGGGCUCUGGUAACAUUGUUUUUCAAAAACCUGAAUGGUAUAAGAAAUAUAGUUUGAGAAGCAUCUGGUCAGUAGCUUUCAUACAUCGACCAAGGGAGUGGGACUGAUUGCAACAGUGAAACUCAGCCUGUGGUUUUUGUAUGUUGAGCAGUUGAUACUUAUAGAUCAAACCGUGAGGGGUGAUUGUAGGCAAUUAUUCUCUGCAUACGGACUUUGGUAAUAAUAUAGAAUAUAUUCUCAUGCAGAA
Rosa chinensis is the source of this 4174-nucleotide messenger RNA. Its product is annotated as protein LONGIFOLIA 2. The transcript has 6 exons. Gene Ontology annotation, biological process: regulation of monopolar cell growth. The record is from RefSeq and is a predicted model, not a curated record. Lineage: Eukaryota; Viridiplantae; Streptophyta; Magnoliopsida; Rosales; Rosaceae. Bases 779 to 3940 code for a protein of 1053 amino acids.